AUGAAUACAGGCUCCCCAAACAGAACAAGCGGUGUUAAGCUACCAAUAAGCAGUCAUGAGCCAACACUUCACAUCAGUAAUAAAGGAAGGACACUCCUCCUUAAUCCUGAGUAUCUUCUUGAGGGAUCAAUAGAGAAGCACUGCUAUUUGCUUGGUGUCUUACAAAGUGUUCCAAUGCACCAGAAUCUAUCCAGUCGAAGCGAAACUCUCAAAUUACUGGACAAGAAAAGAACUAAUGGUGAGCUACCAUGGAAGGUUGGAGCAAAGGAGAGAGUGACACUCUGGAUAUCAGCUUAUGGCAUAAAGAUUACCAGAAAUGAUGAGAACUUUUCAAUACUGCAUCGAUUUGGUCUGCAUGAGAUUGCUUCAGUUAGUUAUGUACAUGAUGACAGGGAGAAUCUCCUUCUAUUGAAAGUUGGAGGAGAGAGUCGUACACAUUGUCAACUAUUUGUGUUUGCAUGUACCAAAAAGAAACAAGCUGAGGAUAUCUGCAAUGUCAUUGAUCAAGCAUUUGAAAUAGUCUACACUGAGAUAACG
Amphimedon queenslandica is the source of this 537-nucleotide messenger RNA. RefSeq names its product cerebral cavernous malformations protein 2 homolog. The record is from RefSeq and is a predicted model, not a curated record. Lineage: Eukaryota; Metazoa; Porifera; Demospongiae; Haplosclerida; Niphatidae. The annotation marks the transcript as partial. The transcript is spliced from 6 exons.